CCGUGCUGCCACCUGGAGCAUUCUCCAACCCGGAAACUCAUACUCGGUUCGGCUGUCCUACUGACAACGGCGUGUAGGACUGUGGCGAGGUGCUACCUGGUGCCACAUAACCUAACAUGAAUAGCCUGGAGCGACAGUUCACACGUCAAAUAUUCGACAACUGUGACGCAGUGUGGCAAACACUCUGUUUCAACUUCGUUCCGUUGCAUCAAACGCCUUAAUUUACCUGAGAUGGAAACUACAUUUGUCCGUCUAAUUAACAUCUAGUGGAACCAAUCGAUCCCGAGAAAAAUUGGUUGUCUACUUGGAUGAUGUAUUUAUGCAUUCUAGAACCAAAAGACUCACAGUUACACAAGUGUCAUUCACCAUUAAAACAAGCAUAUUUUCUUACAGAAUUCUGCACUUUUCCGUGGUCCGUGCAGGAAAUCACCUUUGGAUUUGCACAAAUAAUUGGGACAUACAUUCGUUCAUCAAAAUGACAAACUGUUUAUGGAACCGCAAUUCGCAAAGCAUGGAUCCUACUUGUCAAAAUGGACAAUAUGCUGAGACUACCUGGUCGCUCAAAGUGAUCUUGUCGAGAGCUGUCAAGACACUGCUGGCACUGUGCUGUUCAGCGGCGAUAGUAUAUCUCAGUUUCUUCCUUUUUGGAGAUCCACUGUUCCUAGAUUCUUGCCAACCAGGACUCUACCUAACAAAUUCAGAUUUGCCUGGGUUUCAUGUGUUCACAAUACAAAACAUUAUGUCUCAUAAACGAUUCGGCUCGAAUGUCAGAGCUCGAAACCAUCAAUUAUCGAUUUCGCUGGAUUUAGAAAACCAUACUUUAUCUCGCAAAGUCAAUCGAGACAUGUUCCAUGGCGCGGCAAAUGAUUUAUGGAGUACUGAGUUGCAAACAAACGUGAAUGCAAGAGCCACGUUGAAUAAACCCGUGGAGAAAUCCUUUGUUUCACUAUCUUCGCGCUAUCUUCACCGACAGGGCGUUGAACUGAGGACUACUCCUGGAGCUUUUCAUUCCUAUGGCCAAACCACACCAAAACUUCGAUAUCGACGAUUACGUCGGGGCGAUUAUGUUUCACUGGGGAAACGAACACGUAUCGCUCACCAACAACCACUGUCGUUGCAUGAUUCAGGCCGUACCAUACGGAUGGACCAGAAGCGCAUUGUUGUGAUCGAUGGACCCGAACCGGGGACGACUGGAAAUGAUCCCAGAACAACGCAGUCCAUAUCGGACCGAUCGUACUAUAUUGAAGGCGGUGAUCUUGGUGGCAACGGUACGGAAAACAACGAAGAGCAAUACCCGGUGCUGAGUUUCCAAUACACCGAGCCUCACACCGUUGAGCUGCUGGUGGUCGUGACAGAAAGAAUGAGACAACGAUUUGGAGCGUUGUUAAACGAUUACUUGACAUCAACAAUGACAACAGUCUCCUCGCUUCUGCGACAUCCAAGCCUGAAGACGUCACUAGAGCUGAAUAUAGUGGACAUAAUCCUUUUGGAUCGUGUUUACUCAAACAGAAACAAUCUUGAGGACUGGUCAUAUAGUAAACAAGAACAAGUUAUGGCUCGAUUCUGUCGGUGGGUGAAUAAAUUACGGCGACCCACAUUCAACUGGGACUCUGCCAUUCUGUUGAACAUUGGCCACUUCAAAUCUACCGCGCUGGGUGUCGCUCACUACCGUUCAAUGUGCAGCGAGGAGAGUUCAUGUCUGGCCGUACUGGAUCGCGGUUUUGGAACAGGUUAUAUCAUCGCACAUGAACUGGGUCAUCAACUUGGAGCGAAGCAUGACUUUGAACUGAAUUCCGAUUGCGGGAUGGAGGAACAACAGUUAUCCCCGGAUAUGAUGGAACUGCCUGCAGCAACCCAUGGCACUUCGGUUGACGAGUUCGAAAGUGCACUGCCUUAUUGGCCCCCACUUCGAAUCGAAGACAUGGUCAGGCGUGAUACGAUUAUGUCUGGAACACUGUACUUUGACAACUUUCCACUUCGCUGGUCCGCGUGCAGUCGUCAGGCCAUUCAAGAUUUUCUGGAAUCACCUGGCGCUUCCUGUUUACGUCGUCAAGAUAUGCCAUCUGCACUACAAACCAGUGACUGGUUGGCCAAACGUUCACAAAGCGACCUUCCAGGGUCUGUAUUUUCGUUGGACCAGCAAUGUCAGUUUGUUCUGAAAGAUCACGCGACUCGAUUUUGUGGUCAUUUGUUACCUGUAUGUCGCCAAGUGUAUUGUCAAGAUUCCGAGACCGGUGCAUGUUUACCGAUGGAGGCAGCUUGGGCGGAAGGCUCUUCGUGUGGUGAUAACAGAUGGUGCAUUCAAGGUCAAUGCGUUCCGACUAGUCAGAAGCCCGUUCGAGUGGAUGGGAACUGGGGACAUUGGGGUCCGUGGUCCGCGUGUUCCAGAAGUUGCGGAGGGGGUGUUCGAUUCUCCGAACGUGAAUGCAAUAAUCCUGAACCACAAAAUGGUGGCAACUUUUGUCACGGGACACGGACACGCAUGCGUUCUUGUGCCAUUCAGCCAUGUGGUCAACCAUUCGAUAUUCGACAACAUCUUUGUAACCGUAUCGCUGCACAAUACGGCAGUCAUCUCGAAGCCUAUAUACCUAAACUCGGUGAGGCCACAUCAUGUAGUCUAACUUGCUUGGACAACGGUCAUGCGGUACAACAUGGUCUCAGUCUGCCGGACGGAACUCCAUGCUAUGCACAACGGGACGACAUUUGUAUCAAAGGCAGGUGUUGGGAAACGGGUUGUGACGGUAUCCUUGGGUCCAGUCAACGUUUUGAUCGCUGUCGUGUGUGCGGAGGUGACAACAGUACGUGCAUUGAACGAAAAGGUAUCUUCCAUGGGGAAUCCCUCAGUUCCGUGGGUGCUCAUCCACGAGGUCUUAUCACCGCGGUCCGAAUCCCUCGUGGUGUGACCGAUGCCUUCGUUCGCAAGCGAUCACCGCGGUCCACCCCGUUCUCGUCGGACUCGUACGAUGACUUUAUGUUACUAAUAUUUGAGGAGUUGAAGACCCAAAUACGUCGUGGCGAAACAAGGGAACCUUUCGCUGGAGCCGAGCUCUACUACAGCGGCAGUCGGGGAGUUGAAGAAAUCGUGUCGAUCAUCGGUAAAUUGCAGAAAGACGUGAAUAUUGUGGUGCGAGUUGAGAACCCUCAAACGUCACGCCCAUUACCAACAAUCGAAUACCAUUACUAUGUGGAUAAAUCUCAAGAACACAAUCCAUUGUUCUUCAUUGCCGAAGAGGAAGCCCGUCAUGCGGCCGAACGGGCAAGUAUUCGAUCUGGUCGAUCGCAUGCGACACAACAGCCUGAGCCUGAAAUUCCAAUCCAGGCAAGUUCAGCGGCGCAGACUUCCGGGAGGGUGGAAGGAGAACGCCAGGCAGAGUUUGAUAAACGUCCAAGAAUUCAUUUCGUUUGGCGGAUCAGUGAACUUCCAACCGGUUGCACCACAUGCGCUGGGAAUUCAACGUCACAUGCUGAAUGCUAUCCACUUAUUCAUGAUGCUGAAACCAGAACGGAGUUUUCCGAGCAAACCUUUUAUCGUCCAGUUGCUGACUAUUUGUGCUCAUCCAUGCCCCGACCGCCGCCAGUUACACGUCGUUGUAUUGACUAUUGUGGUGUACGGUGGGUGACUAAGCCACUAGAAACGACUGUCAACGGUCAAAUCCAGCAAACUUGUUCGGUACGCUGCGGGGAAGGACAACAAAUGGCUGCCUAUGUGUGCGAGGAACUGGUAGUCCCAGCCGAACAAGAAGACAAAUCUCGGGGUGUAUGGAGGCCAGCCCAGCUUGGGGAACGAGCAUGUAUUCGAGCAGGACUAGGCAAUGCACCAACACAACCCGCAAUGCUCUCCUGCCAAGGCACAUGCAAUCCUGUGUUUUGGGUCACAUCAAACUGGACAGAGUGUUCAGCGAACUGCGCCAUUGGUCAGCGCGUACGCCAGCUAUAUUGCCAGGAGUUCUCAGGUACCCGAUGGCCUCUGGAGGAAUGUUUUGCUGAGAAAGAUCCGGAAGGGGCAGGUUCAGCACCCAGUGGAGCCAUUUCCAGUCAGGACGCUCGUGGCAUACUGUCCGAUCACAUUGUUGGAGGGCGCCUGAACAGUCACGUGGGAAGGCAGAUGUCACUUGAGCAAUCCGAGGCGUGUAUCUCAUUGGCUGCCUGUCAGAACGAUAUCCAGUGGCUCGCUUCUCAGUGGUCUGAUUGUGAACUCAUAACAGAAGAAAUGCAUAAACUAUGUCGUACUAUUGACUCCAGCGAUGUGCACAGAAUGAGCAGAACAACUCAACUUACUGGAAUAAGAAGCCGACACUUGUUCUGUCAACUCAAUGUACCCACACUGCAUUCUUCAUUGCGCCCGUUUUUGGAACAAGAACACGGUCCACCAUGGAAGAUGAGGUCAGACUUCUGUCGAAAAUUCCAUAUAAAAUCUGGCUUGAGCGAAGAGCCCACAAGCCGUGAAUCUUGUGAACAGCCCAUCUGCUUCCGGUGGGGUGAGGCAAAAUUCAACGAGUGUUCUGUGAGCUGUGGCGUGGGCGUCCAGACCGUCAACGUACCCUGUGAACGCAUUGCCUUAGACUUACGCUCACCGUCCGUUGAGCAGUUUGACAGCUAUGUACCAUCUUACCGAAUCACAGACGUCAGCAUUGAGGAAUGUCAUAAUCACCUUGGCUACACCCCACGAUUGUUCCUGUCUGCGGAUAAUCGUUCAGUUCAUGUCGAGACGUUGGAAAGACCCAAUCACGAUCGCACGGCCUUGGAAGUGAAAAUUGUGAGCCUGGACAAACCCCUACAACUGGAAUGUGUUCAAAGACCAUGCACAAUGAGCAUUCCUGCGUGGCAUACUACCUCAUGGGGUCAAUGUUCUGUCUCAUGUGGAACUGGUGUACGCAGGCGGCAGGCAGUUUGCUUGUUAGAAAUUCACGAACAACAAGCCAACUCGCUCGGAUCGCACCCACGCGAGACCAGCAUUCCCACAAUGAGUCGGAUGAACGCCGAAAUGACCGACCCACAACGGUGUCUGGAUGCGAAGUUGGCAAAACCAGUGGAAGUGGAGGCUUGUGAUGCCGGACCUUGUCCACAAUGGUUGCCCGAUGCAUGGGGUCAGUGUGAGGGGAGCUGUGAAUAUGGAAUUCAACGUCGGACGGUUCGGUGCGUCCUGGACGUGACCACAACUAAACCGGAAGAUGAUCAGUCCUCUAGCACAGCGGACGAGAGAUCACAAUCCCUACUAUACACGGUGUAUUCGGCACAUCCCCAGAGGAUUCGCAAACAUCGCUCUGUCCAGCUGAUUGAGGUUGAUCCGGAGCGCUGCCACGGGAUCAACAAUAAACCUGCAACCAAACGCCUCUGUCUCCUUUCACAAGGGUGUCCGUUUUGGCACAAGAGGGACUGGUCGUCGAAUUUCUGCUCUGUGCAUACGUUUACUACCCUUCUUGACCUCUUCUUCCUGGGUGAACAGUGUUCAGUCGAUUGUGGGAUGGGGCGACGUUCACGCUCGGUCUACUGCCAAUUCCCGAACGGGACAGAUGUUAAAACGGACCCCGUAGUGAACGACAUGCAGCCACAGGAUCUGCGUCAGUUGGAAUUUUUCGACGCAUCGCUGGAUGCGAUGACACGCUUGGUGGAAGCGAAUGCGAACAGACCAGCACUAUGCAACUCCAUUAGACCGGCCGAUAAGACGAGUUGUAAGACAAAACCGUGCACGGGGCCAACUCCAUUUUGGUGGCCAGUAAUGGUGUCUGAGUGCGACAGCCAGACUUGCGUGGUGGGCCGACGUGAACGUUCAAUCAAAUGUCUCAGCUCAUUACGGGGUCCCAUUGACGACAGUUCUUGUAUGCAUUUGCCACGCCCAUCCGAAUGGACACCCUGCGUCCCUCUGAAAUGCAUGCGAUUUGAAUGGAGCCAUGACCCCUGGAGUCCGUGUCCAAGAGGAUGUGGUGUGCGUGCUCGCUAUAGACGUGUUCGGUGUGUCGACAUACUCGGUGACGAAUAUUCAGACUCCCUCUGUCCGCCACAUUUGAAACCUUCAAGUUGGGAUUUAUGUCCCGAUCGAUGUGCCAGUAAGUGUGUUGUCCAUAACUUUGUCCAUGUAUUCACUCAUCCCUACUUGGGCGCACCGAGAAGCUGUUCCGAGGUGAAAAGUCGCUUUCCUAAUCUGAGCGAUGGAACGUUCCAAAUAUUGGUUGGCCUUACUUGGACUUCAAUUUAUUGUGCUGACAUGCACACCAGCGAUCCGAAAGAAUACAUUGUCCUUCGGCGCCUGAACUUCGCGCGUACAGGAGCAUUUUUGCAGCCCACACCCACUUCACAUUGGUGUCCUCCAAUCUCUCAUCCAACGUCUUUGAAUUCAAUGCGAAUCUACCAGUCCGCACUGAUAACUCCAAGUUUGACCGAUGUUGCCAAUCUUUCGGAAAGUGAUACCACACUUCAACGUGAGGUGACCGCUGCAAACUGCCCAACGUGCCCAUUCGUGUCACAUUUGUCCAGUACUACAUACUAUCAAAAGAUACGACUAGAUAUCAGUACACUGAGUGUAAAAGUGGACGACACGAGAUUUGCCUAUACGGUUGGGCCAUCUUUUGUACCGUACGCAACAGCCAAGGAUUGCUUUGGUUCCCAGACGUGUCCACAAGGCCAGUUCCAUAUCGAUUUGCGUGGGACCGAGUUUCGCGUAAGCGUAAAAACCCAAUGGGGUAAGAGCAACGAGCACUCAGCUUCGCAUAUACAGCGAGCAGAAGAGGGACAGUUGGUUGUGGGUCGUUGCGGAGGCUAUUGUUCCGGGUGUUGGCCACAGCCGGAACUAUUCCUCGAGGUCCAAACUGAAACGAAGUCGUAAACGCUCGACCUGGACGCCUGUUUCAUGUGUAACGGAAAGACAAAUGAGUCUUCCAAGUACCAGGUACUUGUUGGGACCUCCUGUAAAUCGAGAAAUCCACACACACAAAAAAAAAUGGCAUUUUUGCAUGGGUGACCGAAGCAAACUCGGUUCAUCAAAUGUGGAAUGGUCGUCUUUCCAUCGAAAACGUUUGUAUCCACUUCGUGUCUACUGGCAGCCCGGCACGUCAAAUUACUCAGUCCUGACAACCAAGUAGAGUAACACCGGUUGACCCUUGCUAUUUCCUAGUAAUAUUUGUUUUACACGGCUGGGAGCAGUAUUCAUCUUGCCCACAUCUAUACAGAAAAAAACUUCCUUUUCUAGGCAAAAACUGACUUCUGGCAUCACCUUUGGAAUAGCAUUCUUUCUUCAUCUAGAAUCUAAAGAAUAGUGUACAUUCAAUCGGGUUGUGGUUCCCAACCCCACUAACCUACCGUUUCCUGAUAUUCAUCACCAAUGUUUCCAACACUGCCAGGAUCAAAUGGAUCAUGUGAACAAAUGAUUUCACUCGUACGGUCUUUUGUCGAAACAAACGAUUAAUUCUUACGUUAUUGUUUAUUUUCCAAAUGCACUUUUCUGUUCUCCAACACAAAGCUUACCCAAACAAGGGCACUGUUCAUUGGCAUAUCAGCGCGGAUUCGAUAUACGAUUGGAUUAUUACAACCAAGCCAAUAAGGGGGGGGUUGUAAUGUGCUUUCUUACAAAACCCACUGUAACUUUCCCACCAAUAAAUACAAUACAAUACAAAACAAUACAAUCCAGGCUGCCGUCAUUUUCAAAAACAAAACAAACCAGCCGGAUGUUUUUAAAGGGGAUAAAACAAUGUCAGCUGGUUCUGCUUUAAGUUCGCUUUGUUCCGCCUGUGGAAAUUAUGCAACUGGCGAUCAAAUCUGCUUCCUUAGCGACUUUUCAAAUUUCGUUUGUUCCUAUCCCGCUGUGACCCAUCCUACACAAAACAAUCUCCAUCCUGUCAGCUUCCCCGAAACUACAUUCCAGGUUGAACCAAGUCAGAAUAGGUAUACAUACCCUGGUUGGCUUAUUGAUAUUAGUAAUACUGUUGUUUUGUUUUAUUUAUACGAUUAUGCCACACAACCACACACACACACACACAAAAUAGGGCUCAUGUGAACAUCCGUGGAAGACCAUCUCCAUCAGCCGCACUGAUCUAAUAUUUUUUCAGUGAAUACUUAUGGUUAAACACUUUCUGGUAUUCUGUUCGAUGACCGUCUCUCCU
Molecule: messenger RNA, 8096 nt
Organism: Opisthorchis viverrini
Lineage: Eukaryota; Metazoa; Platyhelminthes; Trematoda; Opisthorchiida; Opisthorchiidae
Exons: 31
Coding region: 320-6823 (2167 amino acids)
Biological process (GO): proteolysis; extracellular matrix organization
Cellular component (GO): extracellular matrix
Molecular function (GO): metalloendopeptidase activity; zinc ion binding
Source: RefSeq, a predicted model, not a curated record